CCCGAAACGUCCAAUUGAAUACAACCUUAGAAGCCGUAGCUGUCACCAUUCUGUCUUACAAAACCAUCACCAUUUGCUCACUGUACAUUCCACCCCACACCCACCUCACAACUAAACAAUUCGAAAAUUUAACACAUCAAUUACCGGAACCACUUGUUUUAGUAGGGGAUUUUAAUGCUCAUUGUACUCUUUGGGGCAGCAUCAAAACUGACCUAAGAGGACAGCUGGUUGAAGAUUUUGUCUUAUCCAAUGAUAUCUGCCUUUUAAAUUCAGGUUCCCCGAUGUACUUUUCACCAACUUCCUGCAGUUUUAGUUGUCUAGAUUUAGCUUUCUGCUCACCAUCUCUUUUUAAUGAUAUUAAAUGGGAAGCCGUCGACAGGUUUUAUGGCAGUGAUCACUUGCCCGCAAUCAUCAAACUUUUAUCAUCACCACUAACCUUAGUCACUAGGCCACGUCAGUGGAAAUUACAGCUCGCUGACUGGCCGGCUUUUAUGGAAAACGCGAAACUGGAAGCUGUAUUUUCACAAGAACUAAGCAUUGACGAACUCAACAAAAAAAUCACUGAAAUUAUAAUAUCAGCGGCAGAAAAGACAAUACCCCAGUCAUCUGGUAUUUUUCACAAAAGGCUAAAUCCCUGGUGGACGAACAAGUGUACCAAAGCCAAAAAGAAACAAAAUAAGGCCUGGGGAAUCCUGCAGAGGUACCCCAUUUAUAGCAACCUUUUAAAUUUCAAACAGGCCAAAGCCAAAGCACGAUUUAUUCGAAGACAAGCAGAGAAAUCGUCAUGGCAAAAAUACAUAUCUGUAAUUAAUACUACCAUCGCGCCAAAAUGAUUGUGGGACAAGGUGAGGAAAUUUAAAGGAGAGUACACAUCAUACACAAUACCACUACUCACAUGUCCAGGCACACAAACAACACUACAGGGCCAGGCCAACUUAUUAGGCGAACACUUUUACAAGGCCUCCAGCUCAGCAAACUACUCCAAUGCUUUCCUAAAUUAUAAAAUGUCGGCAGAGAAACAGAGACUGCCCACUACUGGGGCUUCAAAUGAACCUUAUAAUAACGUCCUCACAAUGCAAGAAUUGGACCGGGUUCUCUCUGCCGGUAAAAAAAAAAACGGCAACAGGUCUUGACCGUGUCCACUACACAAUGCUGGCACACCUAUCUGAAGCAUCAGUAGAAACACUACUUAAAUUUUUCAACAAGAUCUGGGAAUCUGGAGUAAUGCCUACAGACUGGGAAAAUGCAGUAGUAAUGCCUUUUCUGAAAUCAGGUAAACCCGCAACGUCCCCAAGAAGCUACAGGCCCAUUGCGUUAACAAGCUGUCUAGCCAAAUCCUAUGAGAGUAUCAUAAACAUAAGGCUCACAUUCAUUCUUGAAUCAAGGAACCUAAUAGACAUGCACAGUGUGGAUACAGAAAGGGCUGCUUCUACAACUGACCACCUCGUACGAUUAGAACAUGAAAUAUGUAACGCAUUUCUACACAAACAACACUGUCUCGCUGUUUUUGUUUUUUUUUCGAUCUAGAAAAAGCGUAUGGUACCACAUGGCGGUAUGGAAUAUUAAGAGAUCUGGCUGACUUGGGAGUGCGUGGCAGAAUGCUGAACUGUCUAUCUGAUUUUAUGGCAAAUAGAACAUUUCAGGUGCGUCUCAGCACAAUACUUUCACGCACAUUUACACAGGAAAAUGGCGUUGCACAGGGUUGCAUUCUGAGUAUGACACUCUUCAUAAUCAAAAUGAACUCUGUUAAUAAGAUCAUUCCAUCCUCUGUUAUGCACUCAAUAUAUGUCAACGAUUUGCAAGUGGCUUGCCGCGCCUCAAAUCUACCCACCUGUGAAAGGCAACUACAAAUAACCAUAAAUAAUCUUACGCAAUUGGCUGACAAAAAUGGAUUCCGUUUUUCAACAGACAAAACUGUUAUAGUUCUGUUCUCCCAGAAACGAGGGUUACACUGCAAUCCAGUUCUCACAUUGGAUGGUACAACCUUGCCGGUCAAAGACAACCACAAAUCUUUAGGCGUAACAUUUGACACAGAGCUGAACUUCCUGGCCCACUGUAACACAACUAAAAUUAAAACAAAUAAAGCAUUAAAUACCCUCAAGGUGUUAUCGCACAAGCACUGGGGAUCUGACCGAACUUGUCUACUACGUAUUUACCGGUCCCUUGUACGUAGCAUCCUUGACUACGGUAGUGUAGUUUAUGGUGCAGCUAGGCAGCCAUACAUCAAGCGACUUGAUCCAUUUCACAGUCUUGGCCUACGACUGGCGAGCGGUGCCUACAGAACAUCGCCUGUUCAAAGUUUAUAUGUAGACUGCAAUGAGCCUUCCUUACAACAACGCAGAGCACUACUUACACUUUCCUAUGUACUACGAAUUCGAUCAUCACCACAACAUAUAUGCUACAGCAUUGUAACACCGUGCAAAUCACGGAUACACUACACAAACAAACCGAACAUGAUUCGGCCACUAAUCUUACGACACGAAGAAUACUGUCAGACUUAUGAUGUUCCUCCUGAAGUCUUGCAGGUUGCUGAAAGGCCACCAAGAUUGCCACCACGGUACAACUUUUCACAGCUAUGUGACUGGACACUAACACAUCUAAAGAAAAAAGACAUUCCACAAGAACACAUAAUACAAGAGUUCCGAGCUAUUCAAGAAAUAUAUAAAAAUUACACGGAAUUUUACACUGAUGGCUCCAAAACACAAGAAUACGUAGGUGUCGGAAUAACAACCAAAAAUUGGCAAAAUAGCAUUCGGAUAAGUAAUUUUUCUUCAGUGUUUACCGCUGAAGUUCUUGCGAUAUGGACGGCAGUAAAAAAAAUUACGAGCGAUAAGCAGAUGAAUGCUAUCGUAUAUACCGAUUCAUUAAGCGCACUCAGCGCUCUAAACCUUAACUGCGCGUCUGAGCCCCUACUUCGUGAUAUCCUAAACAUGUUGGCCUAUAAUGAAUACGGAAGAACUUUACGAUUCUGCUGGGUCCCAAGCCAUGUUGGGAUACCAGGGAAUGAAGCAGCAGAUAGAUGCGCAUUCAUGGCACCGCACAAAGGUAUAACACAAACAACACUUCCAUACAGAGACAGUAUCCGAGUGAUUCAUAAGGUCCUGGCAUCAAAGUGGCAACUAGAAUGGGACUCUUGCAUAAAUAACAAGUUACACACAAUAAAACCUCUGCUUAGCGAGUGGAAGUCGUGCAGUCACAAGCAACGCUUCUAUGAGGUGAUCGUAUGUAGACUCCGAAUAGGGCAUACACACCUGACACACAAUUUCCUAUUUCAAAACGAAAACCCGCCAACUUGUGAGAAGUGCCAUGAACCACUCACAGUAAUGCAAAUUAUCAUGACAUGUCCACAUAUUGAAACAUAGAGACGGAAGCUUUUACAUAAUCUCUAUAACUUACACAUACCUUUACACCCCGCCUCAAUACUCGGAGAUGAACCGCUAGUGCCCUUCUUUGACUUUUACAGCUUUCUAGAAGAAACCGGUUUUUAUACAAACUCUAAAGUGACGCAGCUUUCGCUGCUUUAACAUUUGAUUUCUAAAUAUCUUGUGGCUGGCGCAGCAUAGCCUUAGUCGCUUUUGCGCCGUUAAACCCGAAUUAACUUACUCUUAAGAAAGAAUGGUAUAACUUACAUGAAUAUAAGCUUGAAAUUUUAGACCAGCACAUAAAACUACGUAAACCUUGAAAUUUUCCUGAUUCUACUUGAGAUGUUAAGAAAAAUCCUGCUGUACUUUCUGGAAGGGACAUGCUUUGCCAUACAUCAUGCACUUGGUCAUGUAAUAAAGACGUUUAUCGGUAAGGCAUUUCACUGUAUUAGGUGAAACUACUUCAGUUAAUGCACCAUGUUAAAAAUAGUUACACCAAUACUUUCCCAUUGCGAAAAAAUAUUAAUUUUGAGCCUUUGGUUUUCACUUGUGCUAUGUGUUAAACCUGUGUUAUGUGGAGAAGCAGGUGCUGCAUGGAGCAUGGAGUACAGGCACUCUUUGCAGCUAUACUCUGUUUCAGUAGUUCCUCACAGCAGAGCAAAGGCUAUGAGACCUGCAAGCGCAGAUUAUUGUGCAGCAAAGUCCAAUGUGCCAUAGUUCGGAACCUGUUGCUUGACUAAAUGUCCUUGACAAGUGGUCUUACCAGCCGAAGCUUACUUGGAAGCUUCUCCUCAGGUCACAGCUGCAGCUUCUUGCGCAAUGUUGCUUCAUUUCGUAAUAACAUUUGUGGCCAAUUUCUUGCCCUUACACAGCUCUGUUUGUACAUUCUUGUUCAUAGCAAGCCAACUUUCUUCAUCCAUGCCGUCCUGGACCAGAUGACACCGCAAUGACUGUGGGAGCUGUGGCUGAUUAUCAAGCGACACGUAGGGUUACAGGGGCUGACUUGGCAUGGCCUACAGUGUGGUGAGCAGAGCAAGUGCAUUCUUUGCUGAACGUAGCGUCAUCUGUUCCACUAUAUCAAGCCUUCACAACUGCUACCCAGCGGGAUUUGCAGAGGAUUUCUCGCCCUUACACGGCUGCGUUUGUACAUUCUAGGACAUACAGCUGGAAAUAUGAGGAGUGUCAUAUAUAAGAGGCAUGCGGCGCAGAAAGAAAGGAAGAGGACAAUGUGCACGUAUCGGUCCGAAUGGCACGAGCCCUUGAGGCACGUGACCCAAGCUGUGAUCAAGAGAGAAACGGCGCUGAGCUGGCAUUAUCGUCAUGGCUCUGGGCCAAGAAGGUUGCAGCGUCAGCAUCACACUGGCGAUGGGAGUGAUGGAGGUUUGGUCAAGUUCGUGGCGCUGGCUGUCCAGGGUAUGGCCGUCGACCUCGGCGACGUUCGAGUGAGGCUCCUGGGACCUGCUUCAGCCUCUCAUGCCAGUCUCGGGCACUCCAGCAAGGAUUCCCCUUCAGAGGCAGACCAGCACGUGUGAUAGACCCCAGGGCGUCUCGUCGCCACUAGAAGUAGCAGCGGGACCUGGAGUUAGGCCUAACUGAUGAGGCUGGGAUGCCACGUCACCGACAGAGUUCGAGACACCGGCAUCAGGGACGGACGAGUUGACUGGCCAACACCAAGGCAGCAACGCUGGCGGUGACAGCGAGAACACUGACUGAUGAAGAUCUGACAAGCACCGGACUCUGAGGUUACAUGCGACAUCAAAAGUCUUGGACAACAGUGACACUAAAGAUCCUCUGGAUCGCCGAAAUAGUAUUAUGCUUCGCUGGAUGUAUUUUAGGAAGCAUAAGACAUCGUUUGGCUUCAUAAGAAGCUGGUCGGGCAAGGUCUUUUUGUGUUUUGUGAGCAGGUUCUGACCAUCAUUCAGCUCCAGCACUGAUUAAUUUUCACCCAUAUUCUAUAUGAAUAGAUGUUUUUGUUUGCCUGGCGUUGUCUAUGGGCAAGAAUGGGGGCCAAUCCUGUAGGUAGUGUAAUACUGGGCUGACCCGCAUUGGAGAUGAAGAAGGCUUCAAGCACUCAGCAGAGUGAAGUGAAAACUACAGACUUUCUUUGUUUCAAUAAAGAACAAGCCCAAAACAAGCAUCCAAACCACUUGAUGAUAAGGCACUUCUGAUAGUAAUGCAAAGCACGUGCAUAGCACUUAAUGCAUAUGUUUCCCAGUAAAGAUUACGUAUGUGCAAGGUGCUGCGGUGACGGCAGCUUGCAAUGUGGGGAGUGACGUCACUAGCCUUUCGUAUAUCAAAGAACCAGCCUAGCAACUGAUUUCAUUGUCGUGGCAGCAGCGCUAUGGGUAGCCAAUGCAUACUAGUUAAAACUCCCGAGGAGCGGCAAAGGCAAAAAGAAACGGAGAUACGACCAGCAGCGGCAUGCUGUCAAAAUUGCCAUUACUACCAUUGCUCUAAUGCAAUAAAACAUUGCUUACCCCUUAUCAGUUGUAGUGGUAGUUUUUCAACAGAUGGCGAGUG
Molecule: messenger RNA, 5882 nt
Organism: Dermacentor andersoni
Lineage: Eukaryota; Metazoa; Arthropoda; Arachnida; Ixodida; Ixodidae
Source: RefSeq, a predicted model, not a curated record